Molecule: messenger RNA, 1797 nt
Organism: Rhododendron vialii
Lineage: Eukaryota; Viridiplantae; Streptophyta; Magnoliopsida; Ericales; Ericaceae
Product: probable serine/threonine-protein kinase PBL3
Exons: 6
Coding region: 366-1619 (417 amino acids)
Biological process (GO): protein phosphorylation
Molecular function (GO): protein kinase activity; ATP binding
Source: RefSeq, a predicted model, not a curated record
GCGUUUGAUGUAAGUUGUUCUCUUUCUUAUCCCACCCGCUCCUUUUCUUCUCUCCUUCCUCUAAUUAUGGCUUUUUUUCAGGCCCAUUCUUUUGAAAAGGCCCUUUUUUACCUACAUGCUUCCUCAGCUCAAACUACACUUUUUCUAUUUUGUGUGUUUUCGUUUUCAAUCAGACAAGAAAAUCUCCCACGAAGUGUGAAACUAGGAGGAAAGGAAAUCAAACCCAUCUGUACUCUUUGUAUGAUUGAGCUUUGAGCUGGUAGAUAGUGGCCCUUGUAAAUCAGUGGACUUUCCCCCUUAAUUCGUUGACAAAAAGAGUCUGCCAAAAACUCUCUCUCUCUCAUCUUUGGAGGUUGGAGAACAAGAUGGGAAACUGCGCCUGCAUAGAUUCUUCUGCCAGGGUUGAUACUGCUCAAAGCCACCAUACUAGUUCUGAGACCUCGAAAAAUUCCAGCAAGACAAGCAUUUCUUCAAGUGGUUCCAGAUGUGCAUUUACAUCUUACAGAGGAAAGAGCACCGAAAAUCUUCCUACUCCUCGAUCUGAAGGUGAAAUAUUGUCAUCCCCUAAUGUGAAAGCCUUCUCUUUUAACGAGUUAAAGAACGCCACUAGAAACUUCCGUCCCGACAGUCUUCUUGGUGAAGGAGGGUUUGGUUAUGUUUUCAAAGGGUGGAUUGAUGAACACACACUUACUGCUGUGAAGCCUGGAUCUGGGAUGGUUAUUGCUGUCAAAAGGCUUAAACCAGAGGGUUUCCAGGGUCACAAGGAGUGGUUGACAGAAGUCAACUAUCUUGGCCAACUUCGUCACCCAAAUCUGGUUAAACUUGUUGGCUAUUGCUUUGAGGGUGAUAACCGGCUGUUGGUAUACGAGUUCAUGCCCAAAGGAAGCUUGGAGAAUCAUCUCUUUCGAAGAGGGGCCGAGCCACUUCCAUGGGUAAUAAGGAUCAAAGUGGCAAUAGGUGCCGCUAGGGGUCUCUCGUUUCUGCAUGAUGCCGAAGUGCAAGUCAUUUAUCGAGAUUUCAAGGCUUCUAAUAUUCUACUAGACUCGGAUUUCAAUGCGAAACUGUCCGAUUUUGGAUUGGCUAAGGCAGGACCUACUGGGGAUAGGACACAUGUUUCCACUCAAGUGGUGGGUACUCAUGGCUAUGCAGCACCAGAAUAUGUUGCUACAGGUCGUUUGACGUCAAAAAGUGAUGUGUACAGUUUUGGGGUGGUUUUGUUGGAACUACUUACCGGACGCAGUGCUGUCGAUAAAUCAAAGCUUGGUGUGGAGCAGAAUCUAGUGGAUUGGGCAAAGCCAUAUUUGGGCGAUAAACGGAAAGUAUUCAGGAUAAUGGACACCAAGUUAGCAGGUCAGUAUCCCCAGAAAGCAGCUUAUACAGCUUCUACCCUUGCCUUACAGUGUUUAUGCGCUGAACCUAGACUCCGACCACGAAUAAUAGACGUUUUAGAAACGCUAGAACAAGUUCAGGCUCCCAAAACUGCUUCCAAAAACUCCCUAUCAGAUCACCAGACUGUUUCUGAUUCUAAUCGUAAGUCACCAAGUAGACCUCACCGGUCAUCGACGGAUCGGAAACCCACUGCGUCCUCAUUGCCACCCCACCGGCAGUCGUCAGGUUGAGCAGAUAUAUGUCCCGGGUAUAGAUUUUUUUUUUUUUUACUUUUGGCUUUUGUUUUUCUGUAACUUGUUCACACGCAAUGUUAUACGGGUACUUUUUCGACGAAACUUGCAUAAUGCAUGUAAAACAUGUAAUUACCGGCUAUAUAGUUUUACGAUAUGUCGAAGGUAGCUCUGAAUA